UAGUGAACUGUAAUCAUUCUUUACAUGUUCUGAAAAUAAGUCUUUUACCAAAUAUAUACUUUGCACAUGUUUUCUCCUGUCUGUGAAGUCUAUACGCAACCAUUUCCUACACUGCUUCUCAAUAUUUAUUGAAAUAAGUGAGAAACUUCUGCAAGGCAGUGACUCCUUCCUACUAGAAAUUGUGGGUUUUAAAGUUAACAAAAGGUAAGAAAACCCUGUUGACACUUUUGUUUGAAGUCUGAAAGUUCACACGUUCACUACUUAUCAAAUCGCCUCCAUUUUGGUAGAGAACAGAACAGUCCUUUCUUGGAUUUGAAGAAUGGAAGAGGUCACCAGUGUGAUUACCUCUGAAAUCUCUGUCUUUACUAGCCAUUGAAGAUAACUAGAUAACUCUCAGCUGUGGGUCACUUGCCCUAAAAGGUACCCUGUUUUUAAUUUUCUAGUUGUUUUGUUUCAUUAUGGAGAUAGACGGUUUUCAGCAGUUAGACCUAGAGAAGAGUGUACCUUCCAAAAAGACUACUCCUAGAAGGAUUAUCCAUUUUGUUGACGGAGACAUCAUGGAAGAAUAUAACACAGAGGAAGAGGAGGAAGAAGAAAAAGAGGAACAAGAGGAGCAGAGCAUAAAUUCAACACUUGACCCUUCUAAACUUUCUUGGGGGCCCUACCUACGAUUUUGGGCAGGACGAAUAGCAAGCACCUCAUUUUCUACAUGUGAGUUCCUUGGUGGAAGGUUUGCUGUCUUCUUCGGUCUUACUCAACCUAAAUAUCAGUACGUGUUAAAUGAGUACCACAGGAUACAAAACAAGAAACGUGACAACAAAAGUGAAGGGAAUGGAUCAAAGGCACAGGCAGCUGAGGUUCCUAAUGAGAAGUGUCAUUUGGAGGCUGGGGACCGAGAGUAUGGGACCAUACAACGGGAUGCAGCAGAAGCCAUUCUUCAGUGAAGCACGUCAUCCAGGGAGGGUCUGGUGGCAGAGCCCAGCUCAGGAUGGCAGCAAAGACUAUAGUUUCCCUGGAUCUCUGUUCCUUGGCCAUUGGUUACCAUAGCAACAGCACCGCAGGUAGCACUUCUGAACCAGAUCUGAUCCUAAUCUCCAUGUGACUUAGUCUCAAGCAUCCAGGAAUUACAAGCAAUAAUGAGUGUAAUUUUGGACACUUUCUCAGUAUAAUUUUUAUGUGCAGGCCAACCCAUCUCAAGUCCACCCCAGUGAUACAAGUCUCACGAGUACUGACAUUUGCACAGUAGCAUAAAUGCCUUACAGGAACUGUGGGACUGGGAGUUUGGGGCUGAAAUUCUGUCAUGGGACUAGGGUACAGUAAAGAAGCUCUAUCCCUGAGAAGAAAAUCUGGGCACUGCAAAAUCUAAAUAACUCCCCGUUCGGGGUUUGCAUAGGUGUGUACUUCCAAACAACCACCUGGCUUAGCCGGUUAAUGUUUUACAGUAAGUAAACAUUGCUAAUAGCUCUGUUACAGGUUCAUUAUCAAGGU
This is a messenger RNA of Callithrix jacchus (white-tufted-ear marmoset), 1488 nucleotides long. The record is from RefSeq and is a predicted model, not a curated record. Lineage: Eukaryota; Metazoa; Chordata; Mammalia; Primates; Cebidae.